CAACAAAACCGGGUGGUGGAUCGAAUCCACAAACAAAUUGCACAAUUGAGACUGCAUGCAGUCCAAGCACUUUCUUCUGCAUUACAUAGCUACCUGAUGGUUGGACGCGAGGAUGGGUCUGGAAAUGUUUCGAUUUCCCGGGCAGCAGAAAGCGCUCCACUGCUACAUCAUCAUGAGCAUCUGGAUCCUGAUGCUCGUGGCAGGAAUCUACAAGUUCCUGGAGCCGCAUCAGAGAUCGGCGCCAGAACCAUCCGUGAACACGGAUCCCUCGCACAACCUGGAGUUCGACGUGAAGACGAAGCGCAUUUUCAAGUUGUGCAAUCAGCCGCACGAAAUUAGCGACGGAGACGAAGGUACGGUGGAAUCCAACAAGUGGGUGCUCAAAGGACUGCUGGUGCUGAUCCGGCACGGAGAUCGAGGACCUCUGCAGCAUCUGAAGAACGUUUCCGCUAUACACUGCGGAACCCCGGAAACCGAUUUGCUCACUGCCUACAAAAGCUAUUUGCAUAAUUUGACUGUAUCGGGGAAGGUUUCUUGGAUUGGACCGGGACCUUUCCAUGGGUUUCCUCUGCUGCCGACGCUGGCCAACCGGUGCCAGCUGGGACAGCUGACCAUGCAAGGUGUGUCGCAGUUGCUCGCUCUGGGUCACAUCCUGAAGCGCAGUUACUCGUUCAUUUGGCCGAAGAUCCAGAACCUGAGCCAAUCCGAGGUGGUUGUUUACAGCACCCGAUACCGGCGCACCUUCCAAUCGGCUCUGGCAUUCCUCUACGGACUUAUUCCUGGUGAAGCACUAGCCAAAUUGAACGUGUACGAGAGCCAAUCCAUGAGCUUCUGCUUCAAAGACUGCGGAUGUCCCAUCUCGGACAAAUAUUCCAAGGCUGUUCAGCAGAGCAUAAAUAAGGACCUGAGGUCGCAUCCUGCUGUUAGUUUACUAGCUGAAACCACGGGUCGGGCGAUCUUCUCUUCAGUGGUGGAACAGGCAAUUCUCACCUCGGACCCGCACUCUGUGAGAGACGCCCUUUUGACCUACGUCUGCCACGGAAGUCCACUGCCAUGCGAGAACACUAAUAGCUGCGUGAGGAGACAAAACGUGGUCGGCAUCUUCGCUUACACCGAUUGGGUGACCCAUCAGAAGUGGAAGAACGUGAACUGGAGGAGAUUCUGUUUGUUGAAAUCUUACGGUCUCAUCAAGAACAUCGUCUCGCAAAUGCUGCACAUGGUUUCGAGUAAUGGACCGUAUUUGGUGCUGUAUUCCGGCCACGAUCACACUCUGGAACAGUUGACUGCGGCCCUCGGUCUUCAGAACGAUCCUCUUCUGUUCCGGUAUGCCGGAAGGAUCGUGUUCGAGGUGUACAACGAUAACAGGGAACCCCAGAACGGCGUCAAAGGCGUCUAUUUCCGCGUCCUCAGCAACGGUAAAGAUGUGACCAAGCAGAUAGCUUUCUGCAAAGAUCUGGUGAAGGUUACGAGCAAAAUAAACCUAUGCAAAAUAGAAGACAUAAUCCGCUUCAUACACGACGACUACUUCGUCCAUUUCAACGUAACUAAUUUCAAGGAUGCCUGCUUCGCCAAGAACGUGUAGCCACAAAGAUUUUGACUAGACUGUGAUUAUCUGUAUUUAUUUAUUUAUGUAUUUAUUUAUGUACUUAUUUAUUAUUCAAUUGACGAAUUUGCGUGUUUCAGUGUGUACGUGUGAUGUAAGUUAAAGACAUAUCAUUAAAGUUAAUUUAAAAUUUCGCUCAACCUCAAUA
Nicrophorus vespilloides is the source of this 1751-nucleotide messenger RNA. Its product is annotated as 2-phosphoxylose phosphatase 1. Gene Ontology annotation, molecular function: phosphatase activity. Bases 113 to 1582 code for a protein of 489 amino acids. The transcript has 6 exons. The record is from RefSeq and is a predicted model, not a curated record. Lineage: Eukaryota; Metazoa; Arthropoda; Insecta; Coleoptera; Silphidae. Gene Ontology annotation, biological process: dephosphorylation.